Molecule: messenger RNA, 721 nt
Organism: Serinus canaria (Common canary)
Lineage: Eukaryota; Metazoa; Chordata; Aves; Passeriformes; Fringillidae
Product: basic phospholipase A2 caudoxin
Exons: 4
Coding region: 106-531 (141 amino acids)
Biological process (GO): arachidonate secretion; lipid catabolic process; phospholipid metabolic process
Molecular function (GO): calcium ion binding; phospholipid binding
Source: RefSeq, a predicted model, not a curated record
ACUUUGGGCUCCCCAGAGGAGGGGCCCUGCUGAGCGUGCACAGCCAUAAAAGGUGUGACCAGCAGCACCUUGGGCUCACCAAACCCCAGAGCUGCCACUGCCAGAAUGAAGCUCCUCUCGCUGCUCCUCUUCCUCCUAGGACUGGCCCUUGCCAGCUGCAACUUGGCCCAGUUUGCAGCGAUGAUUAAGCAGAAGACCGGGAAAUCGGCGCUGGCUUACAACGGCUACGGCUGCUACUGCGGCUGGGGCGGCUCCAAACAGCCCCUGGACGCCACUGACAGGUGCUGCCACGCCCACGACUGCUGCUACAAGAAAUUGGUCGCCUCCGGCUGCAGCCCCAAAACGACCACCUACAAAUACGUCUUCCGAGGAAACCAAAUAACCUGUGGAAACGGGAACUCGUGCCAAAAGCGGGCGUGUGCGUGCGACAAGAGGGCGGUGGAGUGCUUCCAGAGGGCAGCCAGCUCCUACCGCAAAUCCUACAGCAACUACCCCAACUCCAAGUGCAAGGGCAGGACACCCUCCUGUUGAGCACUCCUGCCAUGCUCCUGCUACAAACCUGGCAGGAACCACCAGAACUGGGGGGUUCUGCCUUCCCUAUGGCCAGGCAGGACACGGCACAGCCCUGUGGCACUGAAAAAGUGUCCAGCACCUUUCCCCAGAGCCUUAGCACUGGGAAAACCUGCCUCCCAUUGUUCAGUAACUCAUAUAAAUGAGCUAA